UGGCAAAGCUUCAAACAUGGCUGAAGAAACAGCACACACGAAAACCGUAGUUACCGUACUACAGGCAGACGAGUUAAAACACGAUGAUCCCACCACAACGGUGAACAAGGCUGAGACUUUGAAGGAAAAUCUCAGCACAAAAUUGAGUAAUAUACCAGUGGUCAGUUCAUCAUUACAAACCGUCACAAAGACAUGCAAUACCAUCAAAGAAUCGAAUUCCUAUGUCGGGUAUGGGAUGAACGUCGCUGAAUCGUCGCUUGAGAAAGCAUUCAAAGCUGGAAAAGCUGUUUUAGACUCGAGAACUCUAGCGCCGAUUACAAAUUCUGCAAUGGAGAAUAUUCGGUAUCUUGACAAAGAAGCUGGAGUUAUGGUUGAUAAGUUCUUAAAAUCAACUGAUAAUCAAGGAGAUGAAGUGCAAGCCAAUGGAGCGGUUGAAGAACUCUUAACCAAAGCAACCGAAUCUGGUAGUCUUGCUGUUCCGAAUGAAUCAAUGAUUCUCUAUUUAGGACGAAAACUUUUCCAGGUCACAUCCUUUCUGGUAUUUUUACCAUACCUUGGACCGAAGUUUGCGUUGACUACAAUACUAGGACUGUUCCAAGGAAGCGCAAUCCAGGCUGGUCGCAAGCGUAAAGAACGUGGUUCUCUCUCGGAGGAAGUGAAAUACAUGGAGCCAUCGCCUGUGAAAAGAAAAUAUGGCGACCGACAGAGCACGUCGUCCGAGGAGGGGACAUUGGUCGAAAUAACUCGUGACUAUGUGAGCGAAGAUGAUUCCAAUUAUGUACCAGAGGAGCACGAGUCCGAGGAAUCCAGCGAGGAGUCUGGGGAUGAAGAAAAUAGAGAGGAGAAGGUGAAAGAGUGUUUGGCUUUGACCGAGGAAUUGGAAGAGAUGGGCAUUCCUCUCUCUGCUACAAGCAAAAAACAAGUGGAAAAGAUGAAGCACGAAGUGCAAGAGAUUGAGGCGAGUAAAUUACCUCCUGCCGCGCUUGGGGAAACAAAAGAAGGUGAACCAUCUUCCACUCUCGACCGAAAACAAACCUCGAAACAAACGACAGGUGAAACGGAAACUCAAGGAAUAGUCGGAGGUAAACUCUCUGAUCCGAAAGUAAACAAAGAAAAACGGGAAGAAAUACCUCUUAAGGAGUUUGCAAACGAAUCAGCGAAAGGCAAAACGGAAGUAGCGAAAGACGGCGGCGAGGUGAAAGAGGGAAAGAUUGACCCUUCCUCCAAAACUCGAAAAAGCACAAAGUCGCCAUUGCUCGAAAAACUGCUUUCGCCAGGAAGAAGGAGCAAACGAGGGCAGAAAGAUAAAACGAAAUCUCCCGAAGUAGAACGUGCGGGUCAUUCCGAAGAUGUCGCCGAGGCAAACACGAGCAAAGACGAUGAUAAAUCGGCCAAGAUUCAAGCGGAAAAGUUAAGCGAUAGUUCGAAAGUUACCAAAGUUGAAGCAAAGGUGGAAGAGACAACGAAAUCAAAAGGAAAGUCUGAUGAUGGGCAAAAAAAGUUGGAGCAAACAGAAAAAGUAAAAUGCGACGCGAAAACAAGCGGAAGCCAUGAAAACGAACCACUAUCAACUAUUACUGGCGCUUUUAAUUUGAAGUUUGGCGGGAAAAAGUCGAAAUGAGUUAUAUUAGUGUGAGAAUGCGCAGGUGAACAUCCUUUCAAACAAAACAGAAAAUAUGAUAUGCAUAGCAAAAAAAAAUGAUUGACCUGACUUUAAAGUCAAAAUAUUUGACUUAGAAUACAGAACUUAAUAUAUUCAGUGUAAAAUUUAGUGUUUUUCAACGUGAUUCAGUAAAAUGACCGGCACCUGCAUUGGUAGAGUUUAACUUUAAUCAUUGAGGAAUUGGGGAUAACUAUUAGUGUAUGACUAAAUUGAAUGUGUAAGCAUGCUACCUUGCCUAAAUAAA
Molecule: messenger RNA, 1907 nt
Organism: Dendronephthya gigantea
Lineage: Eukaryota; Metazoa; Cnidaria; Anthozoa; Malacalcyonacea; Nephtheidae
Exons: 6
Coding region: 17-1621 (534 amino acids)
Source: RefSeq, a predicted model, not a curated record